AUGGCUCCAUCCAGCAGGCUUGUCAAGUCGAGCUCACUCCCGAGGCACCAGCGCAGCCUUGUCCAACCGCUCCAUUCUCCCAGGCACAAGCGCGUCGCUGCCUUGUGCCCAGCUGCACCUGAGUCGUUGCUCCAAGAGUUGGUCACCGCCGCCGCCGGUGACGCCCAUCAUCAGCCAAGGGCAAGGCCCGCCUCCGACGAGACCCUCGCCGUGCACGCUGGGGAGAAGCUCGGGAAGAAGGGCGCGGACGUGGGUGGGCGUGGCACUGGCACAGAAACAGACUCGAUCGCCACCCCGAUCGUGAGCGGCACGACGCACUGGUUCAAGAGCUCCGAGGACCUCAUAGCCUUCAAGGAAGGCCGGCGCCACAGCUUCGAGUACGGGCGCUACAGCAACCCGACGGUGAAGGUCCUGGAGGACAAGAUCAGCGCGCUGGAGAGAGCCGAGGCGACCCUGGUGACGUCGUCCGGCAUGAACGCCAUCACAACGACGCUCCUCGCCCUCGUCCCGCCCGGCGGCCACGUGGUCACCACCACCGACUGCUACAGCGAGGCGCGCGCGUUCAUCCGUGAAAAGCUCUCCAGGAUGGGCAUCCGGUCGACGUUCAUCGACCUCGACGACGGCAUGGAGUCGCUUAGGGCCGUUCUUGACGAGAACGACGAUGUGAUCCUCUUCUACGCCGACUCCCCGACGAACCCGAUGCUCAAGUGCGUGGACAUCAGACACGUGGCGGAGCUGUGUCACCGGAAGGGUGCCCUGGUGUGCAUCGACAGCACCAUGGCGUCGCCCAUCAACCAGAAGCCGCUCACCCUCGGCGCCGACCAUGUCCUGCACUCCGCCACUAAGUACAUGGCCGGCCACCAUGAUGCCAUCGCUGGAUGCGUCAGCGGCUCAGAGGCGUUCAUCUCCAGAAUACGCGCCUGGCACCACGACAUCGAGGGCGCCAUCUCUCCGAACGCGGCAUACAUGGUCAUCCGUGGGCUCAAAACGAUGGCGCUCCGCGUGGAGGCACAUAACAGAACGGCGCUGCGCAUGGCACGCAUGCUAGAGCGCCACCCAAAGAUCGAGCGGGUGCACUACCCAGGGCUGGAGAGCAGCCCCUGGCAUCAGGUUGCAACGAGUCAGAUGUCCGGCUACGGAGGCGUUGUCAGCUUCGAGCUGAAGGCGGACUUGCAUGGUACCAUGAGUUUUGUCGAUGCGCUAGAAAUCCCCUUCAUCGCGACCUCGCUGGGCGGGUGCGAGAGCCUGGUGCAGCAGCCGGCGGUCAUGUCAUUCUGGGCACGGAGCCAGGAGGAGAAGGCCAAGAAUGGGAUCAAGGACAACAUGGUGAGGUUCAGCUUUGGAAUUGAGAAGUUUGAGGAUCUCAUGGAUGAUAUACUUCAAGCGCUAAACAGGAUUUAG
Molecule: messenger RNA, 1401 nt
Organism: Miscanthus lutarioriparius
Lineage: Eukaryota; Viridiplantae; Streptophyta; Magnoliopsida; Poales; Poaceae
Source: the annotation of a GenBank genome assembly